Messenger RNA from Xenopus tropicalis (tropical clawed frog), 2718 nucleotides. RefSeq names its product protocadherin alpha 5 (gene pcdha5). The record is from RefSeq and is a predicted model, not a curated record. Gene Ontology annotation, cellular component: membrane; plasma membrane. The coding region runs from base 99 to 2504 and encodes 801 amino acids. Gene Ontology annotation, biological process: homophilic cell-cell adhesion; cell adhesion. Gene Ontology annotation, molecular function: calcium ion binding. The transcript has a single exon. NCBI's taxonomy places the organism in Eukaryota, Metazoa, Chordata, Amphibia, Anura, Pipidae.
GGUAUAUCUCUAAUUUUUUGUCUUUAAGAAUUUGUGUCCUUUUAUAUGGAUGGAUUAGCUAUACAGUAUAUUGUCUUUUUAUAUAAAGAGCCAAGGAAAUGCAUCUAAAAAGAAGGAAUUUCUCAGCAAGAAGCAGACUGGCUUUAUUCUUCAUUGUACAAAUGGCUGCUGAUUUUGUUCUGUGCCAGCUCCAUUACAUGAUUCCUGAGGAAUCCAAACACGGCACCUUUGUUGGGAGAAUUGCUCAGGACCUGGGGCUACAGAUCAGUGACAUUAACUCCAGAAGGCUAAGGAUUUCCUCUAAGGAUGGAUCAGAUUAUUUCCAGGUAAAUCUGAAAAAUGGAAUUUUAUUUGUCAAUAGAAUGAUAGACAGGGAAGCUCUGUGUCCUGAAAUCAGUGUUUGUAUUGUGCAACUGGAAGUUAUAGUUGAUAAACCUGUACAGAUUCACCAUGUAGAUGUAGAGAUUGAAGAUAUAAAUGACAAUUAUCCAAUAUUCCCUGCUAAAGAAUAUAAACUGCUAAUUGCUGAAUCAAGGCUGCCAGGAUCAAAUUUUCCUCUAGAGGGAGCAGUUGAUUCUGAUGUUGGAACUAAUUCUGUUACUGUCUAUGAACUCAGCUCAAAUGAUAAUUUUGCAUUAGACGUUCAGUCAUAUACACAUGAAAGCAAAUCUGUUCAACUUGUAUUAAAGAAGUCUCUGGACAGAGAGCAAAUACCAUUUCACAAUAUAACGCUUAUUGCAUUUGAUGGAGGAAAACCAAAAUUAAAUGGCUCUGCCCAGCUUCUGAUUACAGUGCAAGAUGUUAAUGAUAAUGCCCCAGUGUUUGAACAAUCAAUUUAUAGAGCCAGUUUGUUGGAAAAUGCUCUUGUGGGAACAUUUGUCAUCAAGGUAAAUGCAACAGAUUUGGAUGAGGGAGAAAAUGGCAAACUUAAAUAUUCUUUUAAUAAGUUGGUUCCACCACAAACUAGAUCAGUUUUUAACAUAGAGGAGCACACUGGUAUAAUUCGAAGUUUUGGAGAGGUUGACUAUGAAAAGAAAAGCCUGUAUGAAAUUGAAGUUGAUGCCAUUGAUAAAGGUCCAUAUGCCAUAGCCGGACAUUGCAAGGUUAUCGUAAAUAUAGUGGAUGUAAAUGAUAAUCCACCAGAGAUGACUGUAACAUCACUAAAUGUUCCUGUUCCUGAGGAUUCACCUACUGGAACGGUAGUUGCAGUUAUCAGUGUCCAUGACAGAGAUUCAGAUCAGAAUGGAAAAGUCACUUGUCAUAUUUCUAAAAAUAUUCCCUUCAAGAUAUCUCCUACGCUAAGAGAAUAUUACUCACUGACCGUGGAUGGACCUUUAGAUCGUGAAAGAACAUCAGAAUAUGAACUGGAUAUAACAGCUACAGAUGGAGGUGCUCCAGCUCUCUCAGUUACCAAAUCUAUUAAGGUUCAGAUAAGUGAUGUGAACGACAAUCCACCUUCUUUUCAAAAAUCUUCAGAGAUAAUUUCUGUUAAGGAAAACAACCCACCAGGAUCUCACGUCUAUACAGUAUCAGCCUCUGAUUCAGAUACUGGCCAGAAUUCCUUUAUUACAUAUUCACUAAGUGCCAGUUUUCUAGAUGGAAUUCCCAUAUCUUCCUAUAUCUCUGUCAACCCAGAAAAUGGAAAAAUAUUUGCUUUGCUGUCAUUUGAUCAUGAACAAGUUUGUUAUUUCCAGUGCCAAAUAAUAGCUACAGAUGCAGGACUGCCACCAAUGAGCAGCAAUCUCACCCUGCACAUUUUUAUAGAGGAUAUUAAUGACAAUGCUCCAUCUGCUCUGGCUCCAUUUUCCAGCAGUGAAUCUGCAGUAACUGAAAUGGUUCCAAGAUCUUUUAAAAAAGGCCAGGUUGUGACAAAAAUUAAAGCAAUUGAUCCAGACUCAGGAUACAAUGCUUGGAUUUCUUAUGAAGUUAAGAAUCUACCAAGAAAUUCUCCUUUUUCCAUUGGGCAUCAUACUGGAGAAAUUACCAUAAUGCGAUCUUUUAUAGACUCAGACAGUGACCAACACAAAUUAUUUGUUGAGUUGAAGGACCAUGGAGAUCCUCAAAUGUCUGCAAUGGUGACUCUAAUCAUCUUACUAGUGGAUCCUGAGCAUGAGUUACCAGCAGAAACAAAGAACCAUAAAAGAAAAGCUAAUGAUCUUUCAGAUGCCAAUAUUUAUCUGAUCAUGUCCAUUUGCCUAAUCUCCAGUGUAUUCCUAAUUACCCUCAUUGUUUAUACUGUGCUAAGGUGGCAGAAAUACACCCAAGAAAUCAAUGCUUUGAGACAAAAUACAAUUUGUCCCAGCAUAGCAGGGAGUUGGACCUACACUCAGCAAAGACAGUAUAAGGUCUGUUUAAAUGGAGCUCCACCAAAAAACGAUUUAAUUCUUUUCACACCAAACUUUCCCCAGUCUGUAGUGGAAGAUUGGAACUCUAACACUGGGAGUCUGGCUUCUGCUGGGAAGGUGAGAAGACACAUUUCUAAUUUUUCUGAAUCUGCACUGUAGUUCAGUUUAAUACAGAGGACAGAACAUUUCUUAUAAAAUUUCAGCGUUUUUAUUUGGUAUAAAAAAUGUAUGCGUCCAUGAUGUAAAUGUGGGUCAAGAGGAAGGGGAACAAUGCUUAUCUGAAGAUUAGAAAAUGAAAGAAUUCCUUAUAUCAACUCAGUUUUAUUCCAUAAACACUUUCUACAUUUACCAAUUCUAAUAAGAAUUGCCUAUU